GAGUCGCCUCAGGAAGACACCUACCCUGCUCCCUACGGUCGCUCUUGCUUCAACUGCUCCCAAGCAAAAUGCAAGUGUAUCUAUCCCAAGGCAGGCGGUCGAUGCCAGAGGUUCGCUUAUCGUCCCAUCCACUUGAAGGGUGGCAUUAAUGUUCUCCUCUUCCGACAGAUGUCAACGCCUAGAUAAAGAGUGUCGCCAAUCCGCCGCCAGUCGACGCUCAACCACGCGCAGAUCAGCCACGUCCAAAAGCUCGGCCAAAAUAUCCCGCCUAGAAGACAAGUUGGAGGAUCUGGUUUCGCUGUUGCGCGCGGGCGUCCAACCUAGCAAUGUCACCACAACCACCAUGCUCGGCCUGCUCGGGCAGCUGCCAGAAAACCAACCUUCGUCAAACAGCAACGCCGCAUCGCCUCCCAACAUGUCCGAUAUCCCCAUGGGCAGCAGUUCCGGACCCAGUCCGGUUUACGCCAGCCGCAAUACCGGCUCUGCUUCGACCCCGGACACGAGCAUCUCAGACAGCGGAGGCUCCCUAUCGUCGGGUGCUUCGUCCCUGAACGCCAUGGAACCGUCGGGCCUGCAGGCGGAGGAAUACCUCACCUUCUUCCAAACUCAGAUGCUUCCUUACUUUCCAUGCAUGUAUAUUCCGCCAGGCACCACGUCGCAGAAGCUCCGUCGAGACCGCCCGUUUUCGUGGCUGUGCAUCAUGGCCGUGACGGCCCGGAGUAGCGCGCAGAGUCGCCCUCUUUUUGAUAGAAUCAAGCACAUCGUGUGUCAGAAAUUGGUGUAUGAAUACUCGUGCCGUGACCUUGACAUUCUUCAGGGACUCCUGAUCUAUCUCGGAUGGUCCAACCAACAAGUCUACAACAAAGCCAACGUGCACGUUUUCACUCAGCUUGCAAAUGGUAUUGUCUAUGAGAUGGGUCUCUUCAAUCCCGAGGCAAAGGGAAAGCACGUGCUCUUGUGUGUACAUACGGAAGCCCACGAAGAUCGCGCGGCUCCUCCCAGUCAGAUCAUGGAACAGCGCAGGGCUGUUCUGGGAUGCUUCCUUUUAACGUCCAUCAUCGCUACCUUCCUGCAACAAAGCGAUUCCCUGCGCUGGACAUCCUACAUGGAUGAGUGUCUUCGUUUACUGGAGGAGCAACAGGAGAGCAUCAACGACGAAAUUCUUGUCCAGCAAGUUCGACUUCAGUUGAUCAAUGACAAACUCAGCCUAGGCGGCUUUUGCGGGGCGUCUUCCACGUCCCGGGAGUCGAUGCGACCGUCGCCUGCUGUAUAUAUUCGGCCGAUGCAGGCUCAGCUGCAGACUCAACUUCAGGGGAUUAUGAGCAGAGUUCGACCCAAUUCCCAAGGAUAUAAAAUCCUUCUCAUGCAUCACUACAACACCUCGUUGAGCCUCUAUGAGUCCGCUCUUACGAAAGGCGCCAUUGCCUCCAUCACAAAUGUGAGCUACGAACAUCUCGAUUAUCUGUACGGUUGCCUUGAGGCUGCCAAGUCGUGGUUCGAUGUGUUCCUGAGCAUCCCACCGGCGGAGUAUAUCGGCUUUCCCUUCGCUAUGUUCUCGCAGAUGGUGCAGAACCUCGUGACGCUCUAUCAGUUAUCGACCUUGGACAACUCGGUCUGGGAUACCAGCAAUGUUCGUCGAACGGCAGAUAUCAUACAGAUCAUGAACAUGGUGAUCUCCAACAUGGGCCAAGUCGCGUCUCUCAACGGUCUCGAUGGGGAUCCCGGGGGCGACGUCUUCUCCAACAUCGCCAAGACAUAUCAAGCUGUGCGUGUGGGCUGGGAGACCAGGCUGGAUCCAAGUCCGAUGGGCUCACACGUAGCGAGCUCGAUACCAUCGCUGUCGGUCCCGACGCUCUCUGAGCCGCCAGACGCUUUGUCGGUAUCCGACACCUUUCCGUUGGUGGAGGACAACGACUGGCUGGCGGAUAUGCUAAGUACGAUGGAUCGGAACAACAAGGGUCUAACACCGACCAUCCCCGGUGUUCCCGGUGUACCGUGACGCAUGAUGUGACUGUAGCCGACCCCAAAACCACAUGGCCAGAAGACACCAAAGGCAUGUGGGAUGACGUGCGGCGCGAUUGACUUUGACUGAGCCCUGUCAUCAGCAUCUGCGCCAUGCAGCCCCCGAGGCCGUUCUCUCGAUGCGCAGCCCUCAACAGCCUCCUUUUCCCUACGGGGCGGACCACGCUUGUUGGACGGGUCUUGACCGUCGAGAGAGUACUCUAUACAACAGGGGCUUCUGAACUCGCCCCGCUAUGAGUUUACGAUUACUUAUACUGUAAUAAUUCGACCAGACUUGACGGAGAUUAUACUAGACUUGUCUGAAGGGGGUCAUUCGUUUCUGUUUGGCUAUUUCUCGUUCUUGGUUCAUGAUAAAUAUUCCCCUCCAGUAUGGGGAUUUGUAUGUUAGCGUGCGUGCAAUGGCAACUGGACAAUUUAAUUGUGUUAUCUGUC
Molecule: messenger RNA, 2454 nt
Organism: Aspergillus homomorphus CBS 101889
Lineage: Eukaryota; Fungi; Ascomycota; Eurotiomycetes; Eurotiales; Aspergillaceae
Product: fungal specific transcription factor domain-containing protein
Exons: 4
Coding region: 149-1999 (616 amino acids)
Biological process (GO): regulation of DNA-templated transcription
Cellular component (GO): nucleus
Molecular function (GO): transcription cis-regulatory region binding; DNA-binding transcription factor activity, RNA polymerase II-specific
Source: RefSeq, a predicted model, not a curated record